This is a messenger RNA of Elaeis guineensis (African oil palm), 825 nucleotides long. RefSeq names its product NADH dehydrogenase [ubiquinone] 1 alpha subcomplex subunit 8-B. The record is from RefSeq and is a predicted model, not a curated record. Gene Ontology annotation, cellular component: respiratory chain complex I. NCBI's taxonomy places the organism in Eukaryota, Viridiplantae, Streptophyta, Magnoliopsida, Arecales, Arecaceae. Gene Ontology annotation, biological process: mitochondrial electron transport, NADH to ubiquinone.
UCCCCCGACGCCCGACACCACAUUGGCGGAAAGCGAGGGUAGUUCCUUUGGAGUCCAGCUUCAUCGUCUCCAAAGCUUUUGGAACAUCGGCGCCUGAAAGCUUGAAGAAAGCGUUCGGAAGGGGGAAGCGGGGAUGUCGAGCACCGUCGAUGCGGCGGGGGAGCCGAUCCCGACGUCAGCGGUCCUGAUGGCGGCGUCGAAGCACAUCGCCUUGAGGUGCCGGUCGGAGAACGUGGCCUUCAUCAACUGCAAGAAGAAGGACCCCAAUCCGGAGAAAUGCCUGGACAAGGGCCGGGUGGUCACUCGCUGCGUCCUAAAUCUUUUGAAGGAGCUUCAUCAGAGGUGUCCCAAAGAGAUGGAUGCUUAUGCAGGCUGCAUGUAUUACCACACCAAUGAGUUCGACUUGUGUCGCAAAGAACAACAAGAAUUUGAGAAAGCAUUCCCAAUUUCUGAGUAGUCUUGUGAGGUUGCCUGCAAUGGUCAUGAGAAAUUACUCUGGAGAAACACAAUUCAUGGAUUCCUCUGUUCUUUUUUCCUUUAAUGAGGCUGUCUUUUGGCACCAAAGUAUUUCAUCCUAUCUUUGCAACAACAUUUCUGUUGGAAAUUAAUCUGCUUUCAGAUCCUGCUGUAUAAGUUGUCAUCGGGCUAAACAAAAUCAUGUGGAAAGACCAUGUCGAUGGUGCUUGCAUAUUUUUGUUUAUUAGGCAAUGUAAUGAAUAAAUUGAAGGCUCUAUAUUUCCUUGUUCAGGAGGGACUCCAUAAAAUAGAAAUACAAGCUUGCGAUGUUUCAGGUGGGCAUGCAUAAAAUUCUUAGAAUUCAUGCCA